Messenger RNA from Dermacentor andersoni, 680 nucleotides. RefSeq names its product adult-specific rigid cuticular protein 15.7-like. The record is from RefSeq and is a predicted model, not a curated record. Lineage: Eukaryota; Metazoa; Arthropoda; Arachnida; Ixodida; Ixodidae. Gene Ontology annotation, molecular function: structural constituent of chitin-based larval cuticle. Gene Ontology annotation, cellular component: chitin-based extracellular matrix.
UUAAUUACUUAACGUGGCAAGAAAACGCGCUUUCAGAGGCGCCGUAGUGCGGGUCAGGAAUACCUUUGGACACGAUUCUCUUAGGUACACCAAAAGAGUUGUAUUUGCAUAUCGCCCCCAUCGGAAUACGGCCCUCGUGGCAGGAAAACGAACCCGCGUACUCGUUCUGAGCAGUACAACACCGUAACCACUGAGCUGUCACAAUGGGCACUGCAGGCAAAGAUGGUGAUUCUGCUAGGACUCGUCGUUGCAGCCGUGACCCUGGUGCACGCGCAACAGGACCAAAGCGGAGCGUACCAGUUCAAGUACGACAUAAAGGACCCUGAAGGAGGCAGUCACUUCCACGAGGAGUCGAGCGACGCGGGGGGCGCCCGACGCGGCUCGUACGGCAUGACCAACAGGGAGGGACAAUACGUCAAAGUUGAGUACACUGCCGACGAGAACGGCUACAAGCCGGUCAUCGACAGCAACGUGCCCGGAGUGUCGCGGCAAGGUUGAGCACGCAUGCAGCAGACACGACAGGACGCAUCGCAGUGCGGGGACUUUCGGCAGCGGCAUCGGUGCUUUCAUUUCAAUGACUUCAUUUCUCACUCCUCGGAACAGUAGCAGUUGCUUCCGGCUGGCGCAGAACAUCAUUGUGAUUAAGGAUGUUUGGAAUAUAAAGGGAAUCGCUUACAAGA